CACGGACCAAGUACACCACAAGUACUCGACUACCAAGCAUCCCCAACCACAAACCACAAACCACAACCACUUCUUGGUAUCCCCGCAGCACCGAGAGCCAUGAGACCUUCAUCAACAACAAAUCCACCACAAUAUUCUUUCCUCAACCACAGCAAUUAUAUACUCCUCUACCCAACUACUGCGAUCGCAUGCUAGAUUACCGAGCGAUGGUGAGAUGGCAGGCUACGAUGGGUUGAGCAUGUCGUCGCAGUCCGUGGUUGAUGUCAUGCAUCUCUCUCAGGGAGCCGGCGACAAUUCCGAGGCAUACAGCCAGGCGUCAGACUUCUCCGGGGAAGCUAUGUUCAACGACCUGAACGUGGACUUGUCGUCCCUUCCCGUCUUCACUCCGAACCACAACUACGACUUCGUACCAGGCUUUGACGACUCGCUGGCAUAUAACAACGGCGGCUACUUCGACAACCUUCUCGACCCAGGAGCUGCUGUGCCCGAAUUUUCACCCGCGAAUCUCGACAACAAGCUCUUGGGCUUUGGUGCGCCUAUACACUUGACCCAGGUUCUCGACAGCGGAGGACAAACAUGGCCUCGCUUAGCUGCGGAACUGAAUGGCAUGUUCUCUAUUGCAGAGGACGUGUUCGAAGGAGAGACGGUCGAGAGGCCGCUGGAGCUGACAUGCUACCGACGGAAUCUGUUUCAAAUAUCGGGAGCCAUUAUUCUAUCCCGGACUAUGGCGGAGGCACUCAUGGAGCAAGGAGGACAAGUGCCAAUUCAAGACCUUGUCGCGGUGCUAUCCGCCACCGAGUCGAUCGAGGGAAAACCAACAGAAAUUAUAUCAGUGCCAUGGAAGGCGGCGGUUGCGAAUAGCUCCGGAUCGGAAGAUAAGGCCGGGACAGCACCAGCGAACAUCCCGAUAGACUUGUCGUCAAAUCAGGAAGCCGAUCCCAUAUACGUCAAUAUCCCGAUAGCAUGGCGAAGACUGCAAUUCAAGUACGCUACGGCAAACAAUGGCCGACGGAAGGGCCUACAACAACAUUAUCAAAUCCAGAUUACAUUAAUGGCCAAGACAGAAGGCGACGGCCAGCUGAUCAAGAUCGCAGAGAUCCAGUCCAAUCCAAUUGUCGUCAGAGGGCGGAGCCCUAAGAACUUUGACAGCAGCAAAGAUGUGCCUCUCAGCGAGCGAAAACAGUCAGAUCCAAUGAACCGCAUGAGAAGCGCGGGGAGUGUAGCGGCAGCUACCCCACAAUGGAUCGAGCCGGCAUUAUCCCAGGCAUCUAACAAGUACUAUCCACAGAAGUCGUAUAUUCAACCGCCAUUGGAUCAGGUGUUAUCAUGGCCUCAUCCGACUCCGCCUUCCCCAGGUCCUGUCGAACCUCGUGCGAAAAGACUAGCGUCCGGAUCCCCAGUUACAGCAAAACGCCGGCCACCUGUUCCGACCACGGACUGGCAUCAUACGGAGAUUAAAGAGGAGUUCCGCGCUCUCCCUGCACAGAAAACUCCUAUAGGGCUGUCAGUUUCAGAUGACGAUGUCCAUACUGUAAUUUCAGAUACGUCUGCCUCUCCCCCAACGGAUUCUAUCCCAACAAGACCGUUGGCUGCGAGCCCUCUCGAGAAGCUCGACCAGCUAUACGAGUACUUUCCCCUCAGCUUGGAUGAUUGGAUGCAACCUGUUGAUGCCAUCUAUCGGCCGCAUGUCGUCCACCAUUUGAGAGCGCCGGAAGUCAAAGCCCAGGAAGUGCGAUCCAAACCGAAGCGGUACUUCUCCGCCAUGAACGACUGAAAGUAUCCAGACCCAGUAUCUCGUUCAGGGGGGCUCUGUGCUUGCAUCACACAGUUGCAUGGCUUGGGCCAAUGGGCAGUAUAAUCGGUCUAGUUCCUAGUCUCAGGGAGUAAGGGUGCUCCCAUAGCUCCGGUAAUAUUCAACUUGCAACAACGCUACGUCGCAGGGGAAAGUCCCGUUGGUCCGGCUCGACAAAACGUGGAGGGGGCGUUUAAACUAUGCCAGGAGGGGAUAUGGAGGCAGGCACUGGUUCUAGGGCUGGCUGUGCACUAUGCGAGCCGGUCUUUUACCAUUUUUGUGUUGAGGCUCGAUGAUCGUCAGGAUUGGAGAGAUACCCCACAUAUUGUCAUAUAUGUUGUACUGUACCCUGAAAUCCAUAUUAUAUAUUUCAGAACACGGACACAUGCCUAUUAUUCUAUGUCUAGUGCUUUGAUUCUUCUAACCUACAAAAUAGAAAAUCUCUUCAUUUUUUUACCAUGUUAUGGUGGCAAUCACGUUGGCGUUACAUACUGUAUGGGUCAAUUGGGUCUCGCCAAGUUUGGGGACGUUGUUGGUUGCAUCUCGGGACCCCACCAAAAACAUUUUGGUGGUGUCGGUCUCGUACUCGGCAACGUUACACCGGCCUGGAGCACAUCUACUUACCCCAAUUAUUCAUCGCAACCAUCAAGU
This is a messenger RNA of Pseudogymnoascus destructans, 2443 nucleotides long. RefSeq lists its product as uncharacterized. Lineage: Eukaryota; Fungi; Ascomycota; Leotiomycetes; Thelebolales; Thelebolaceae. The record is from RefSeq and is a predicted model, not a curated record. Bases 215 to 1774 code for a protein of 519 amino acids. Gene Ontology annotation, biological process: meiotic cell cycle; positive regulation of transcription by RNA polymerase II. Gene Ontology annotation, molecular function: DNA-binding transcription factor activity; DNA binding. The transcript has 3 exons. Gene Ontology annotation, cellular component: nuclear chromosome.